AUGGCUCCAACGGACGUUGGCUACAUCUGGGCCCUUGAGGGUCGAGACUGGGAGACUCGGGCAACAACCGGGGGCAGGUACAGGGCACCUCAACCCCCUCCCCACCUGACAUCAGCAUCAAAGUCAAGCCCAGGGCAGCAGGGCCCAGAGCGGGACACCUCUUCCACACAAGACUUGAUCGCCGCCUCCUCCUCUGUCACCCUGCACCACAGCCCAGAGUCCCAGGCGGCUGGAGCACUGGGGGACACCCAGACAGAGCCUUCCCUGGACCAAGUCCUCCAGGAGCGGGAUGAAGCCAUUGCCAAGAAGCGGGCAGUGGAGGCGGAGCUGCACACGUGCAAAGCCCGGCUGCAUGCUGUAGAGGCCCAGCUGCUGGAGGUCCUGGAGGAGAAACUGAGGCUGAGGCGGGAGCUGGAGGCCUGGGAGGAAGACAUGCAGCGGCUGGUGUGGCAGCAGGUACAGAAUCAGCUGCAGAAAGAGGCCGAGGGCACUCGGGGAGCCCACGUGGAUCCCGGAGCUGCCAGGACCCCCUGGUCUAGAUUCUCCCUGGGUCGGGGACAUUGGUGGUGACACAGACCUCAGCCCAGGACUGUGGGAGUAGUGUCUUUAUUCAUUAAAGCCUGAGGUCUGACCA
Callithrix jacchus (white-tufted-ear marmoset) is the source of this 634-nucleotide messenger RNA. NCBI's taxonomy places the organism in Eukaryota, Metazoa, Chordata, Mammalia, Primates, Cebidae. The record is from RefSeq and is a predicted model, not a curated record.